AUGACACUGAUAAGAAAAGUUAAGAGGAACGUUUUACAAACUUUUAAAGAAUUAUAUAAGAAAGGGAAAAGUUUGAAUAUUCACAAGACUACUUUUUUAUGCCAAACAUAUGAAAAAAAUUGUUGGAGGAAAACAAGAAUGAGGGAAGAAAAGGUCUACUAUAAGAAAUACAAUUUUUUAAAACAUGCUUUCGAUGUGGUUAACUAUGGUAUUGAUAAUAAUUUAAAAUUUGAAGUUGACGAGAAAAGAAUUGUAGAAGAAAAUUCUUACAUACAUGAGGAAACAAAGCAAGAAUCAGAAAAAAAUAUGAAAAAUGAAGUAGCCAAUAUUGACCUAGAAAUAAAACAUAUAUUGAAGUCAUUAGAAGAUAUUAAUCAAAAGUAUAAUCAGAAUUAUAAAAAUGUUACAAGCUUAUAUUAUAGCAUUAUGGAUAAAAACUUUUCAUUGAAGAAGUAUGAAUUUUUUAAAAAAUAUAAUAAUUUAUACAACCCGACAGAUUUAACAAUAGUAUAUUACUAUAUAAAGAAAUUUAGAUUACUAACAAAUAAGAAGAAGGUUUUAACUAAUAAACUAAACAUAUUAAAAUCAAGAAAGAAUAUAUUUGAUAAGGUAAAUUACUCCUUUCCUGUUCAUAAAUUGGAGGAAAUGUUCUACGCGCACAGUAAAAAAAUUAAUGUCUUGUAA
Plasmodium malariae is the source of this 684-nucleotide messenger RNA. RefSeq names its product conserved Plasmodium protein, unknown function. The record is from RefSeq and is a predicted model, not a curated record. The transcript has a single exon. The coding region runs from base 1 to 684 and encodes 227 amino acids. NCBI's taxonomy places the organism in Eukaryota, Apicomplexa, Aconoidasida, Haemosporida, Plasmodiidae.